AUAGUACGUGACGUUCGUGACAGUUUGCCACGCGCACGUGUCCGCGGUGGUGGUCAUAUCUGGUGCUAUAUUCAGAGCGAAUUUUCGCCGUGAGAAGGCAGCCGCCACGACUUGUAAUGACCGCCGCUCGUGAUCGCGCAGGAAGAAGCAUCACUGAUGAUCAAUAUAUCGCCGCGUGCUUGCACGGCACCGAUUGAAGGGGCGUCCAGGUGAUUUCGGCCGUCGCCGUUGCCGUUGACCGUAAACGAUCACGAUGACGAGCAAGAAGAGUCACACCCUCCGUAUCGAGUCCGAGAUCGAUCGGAAUCGCGAGGAGGGCAACUGGAAGAAGGUUAUAGAGCUGGCGGAACACCUAAAAGUGCAGUACCCCAGCAACGAGUGUUUGGCAAAUUUCUUAUGCGGAGAAGGAAGAUUAGAGAGUUUUUUAGAACAAACUCCACCAAUAGAUGCCAAUAUUAUCAAGGCAAGGAAUGGGCUGGUGGAAACACGGAGAUACUUGAUGUUAGCCGCUAAUGAGAAGGACAAACAGGCUUUGGUUGUACUGGACGCUCAUUUGCUACUUGGAAAACUUCAUUACGCAAUGGGAAUGUACAAAGAUGCGCUUCAUCAUUAUCAACAAGCCGAACUAGACACACUCACAGAAAAGCAAUUACCUUGUCGAAGUUUACGUAUUAUAGCAGAAUCAUAUGCAAUUAAAGAGAAAGAAAGAUUUACUUUAGACACAGACAAACAUUUGUCCUGCCGAAGACUGCGCAUUAUAGCAGAAUCCUAUGCGAUCAAAGGUCUUUGCCUGGAAAGACUGCCACCAAACUCUAAGUCAAAAUACAAAAUCGCAGAAUGGCAUGAACAGAUAAUCAAGUGUUACGAGAUCUCUGGCGAUCUGACGUUGGUGUAUCUGCAAGAGCAAGAUAAAAUUGCCAUGCAACAACAGAAUGGUAUAUCUACUAUAAAUACGAAUAACACAGGUACAUAUUCCACACAAUCCCCAGUUUGCACCACAAAGAACGUCGGCCCCAUCUUGGAGACUGCACUGCAAAGAGCACCGAUAUUAUAUAUUCAAACCGGCAAUAUACAAGCCGCUGUCCAUCGUUACAGGGAAGUUUUAUCUGCUGUCGAGUCCACGACUACUCAGAGUUUACGAGUGACGCUUACGAGACAAUUGGCGGAGGUGUUGCUGCGCGGAAUAAGCGGUGCCGGCUACAAGCCACCGGAGGAUCCAACCGACACGAUAGCCACUGUAAGCAGCAGAAGAGUGAAUCAUUACUCGGGUAGCAGUUCGCCGUGGAAACCGAAGAAGUACGCAGGACCUAACAUGUUUGUCCCGAAAAACGAGUACGAGGAGAUGAUUCUGUUGUUGCUGAUCAGCGAGGCGAUGGCGGUGAGAGACGCUGUUCUCAGUCAAUCGCCUGAAUUUAAGGAGGCGAGGAUACACGCGUUCGAGAAUGCCACCGCCGUUUAUGACUUGCUGACAGUUGUCGUCGUUAGAUGGAGUCAAGUGGAUCUUUUGUUCGAGUCUUUCGAGAGAGCGAUGAAGUUCUCGCACGAGGAAGCGCAUAUAUGGACGCAGUACGCGUUAUGUCUGAUCAGUAUGGGAAGAUACAUGCAUGCGUAUAGAGUUUUGAAAGUAGUCGCCAGACUGUCCCCGCAGAAAGUAAUGCCUUGUCUGUUGGCCGCAAGGCUGUGCUAUGAGCAGUUAAACAUGAUAAAUGAAGGCAUCGAAUGGAGCCAGAAGGCGCUUCAACGAGAAACGGCAAGUCCGCAGGGAAUGCAGUCCAGAUGCCAUUUGUAUAUAGGAAUCGGUCACAGUAUGCUAUCUGCGAACACGAUUGUGAAACAGGACAAAGUGCAUCACACAAACACCGCGUUGGAUUGCUUUCAGAAAGCACAACAGUGCGAUCCGAACGAUCAUUUGGCAGAAUAUUACCUGGCACAUGAGUAUGCGAUAAACCGGCAGAUCGCCGACGCCAUCGUUCACGUGAAAAUCGCACUGAAUCUACGAGCAGAACACAUUCCGUCAUUGCAUUUAUUCGCGUUACUCUUGUCGGCUCACAAGCAGUAUUCAGAGGCGUUGCACGUGAUCAACAGUGUGCUGGAGGAGUAUCCGGACAACUUGAAUUUCCUCUACGUGAAGGCGCAUCUCGAAUUGCGCAGUAUCGGCGGCGUCGACGCGCUGUACACCAUCAGCCAUAUGUUGCACCUCUGGAAGACUCUCUACGAGGAUCAGACGAACGUCAAUUGCAAUGAACAGCAGAGCGAGAAGCGCAGCGAGACCAGAAGCGUCUUUCAGCUUUACACAUCGGAGAUGUCCGACAAAGACUCCAGUUCUCUGCAUGCACAAUCACUAGCUGCUUCGAGAGUCGAGCAAGCCCUUUCCGAAGUUGCCUCGUCAAUUAGCUCAUUCACACCAAAACCAGGGCCGCAGAGGGCAUGGCUGCUGCAACUACAAAUCUGGCUCUUACUUACCGAGGUUUUCCUUAUCUUGGACCAACCAAAUGGCGCUGUUUUGUCUCUCCAAGAGGCCACCAAUAUUUUCCCAUUGAGCCAUCACAUCAUGUAUACGCGUGGCCUUCUGCACGAAUACAAGCUCGAGUAUACGGAAGCGAAGCAAUGCUACCAAAAUGCCGUGUCGAUCAAUCCAUCGCACAUAAAGAGUCUACAACACUUGGGUCUGAUUUAUCACUAUUUGGGUAGCCAGAGACUGGCUGAGAAAACCUUGAGAGACGCUGCGAAGAUCGAUCCGAAUUCCCAUCAAACCUGGUAUAAUCUGGGAGUGGUGUUGGAAUCGUUGGGCGAGGUGGAGGCGGCCAGCGACUGCAUGGCGACGGCGUUGGAAGUCGAGACCACGAAUCCCAUCUUACCGAUUCUGUCGAUACCGGUGACCUUCGAGUGAUUCAAGCCUCUAAUUUCCUAGGAUAAAAUUCGGUGAAAUCACAAUCUAUUUUUCUUUGUUUCUCUCUCUCUUUCUCUCUCUGUUUCUUUUUCUCUCUCUCUCUCUCUGUCUUUCUGUGUCCCUAUUUCUCUCUCUCUCUCUCUCUCUCUCUCUCUCUCUCUCUCUCUCUCUCUGUCUGUCUUUCUCUGUCCCUAUCUCUCUCUGUCUUUCUCUACAUCGCGGGCAUUUCCUUGCCUUCCCGUCAAUAGUACCUGGACACGUUGUACUAUUGUACAAACUCAUUGUUAAAAGAAACAAAGAAAUUACUUUGAUUGUAUAAAUAUAUAGUUUAACGAAAGACGAUUGAUGUAAUAAAUCCAAAUAAAGUCUUACCUCUCCAGA
Messenger RNA from Odontomachus brunneus, 3271 nucleotides. RefSeq names its product tetratricopeptide repeat protein 7B (gene Ttc7). The transcript has 15 exons. The record is from RefSeq and is a predicted model, not a curated record. Gene Ontology annotation, biological process: phosphatidylinositol phosphate biosynthetic process; protein localization to plasma membrane. Gene Ontology annotation, cellular component: plasma membrane. Lineage: Eukaryota; Metazoa; Arthropoda; Insecta; Hymenoptera; Formicidae. Gene Ontology annotation, molecular function: protein binding. The coding region runs from base 254 to 2890 and encodes 878 amino acids.